AUGUCAGACUCUAUCUUCCUAUAUGCGAAUGCGGUGCGGGACGACGCGGUUGGCACCGUCGAAGGCUCUGGGCAAGUGCCUUCCUCAGGCAGCUCGACACCCAAACGACUGGCUUGCGACGCCUGUCGUGAUCGCAAGAUCCGUUGCGACAAGCAGAGACCAGUGUGUGGACGAUGCACGAAAGUAGGCAUCAGCUGUCGAUACUCGUCACGUGCGAGGCCCACGCCCUCCAAGACGGACUUGUCAAGGUUUCUCGUUACGUUAAACAAUCGCCUGAGUCAGUUCACUUGCUGUGCAGACUAUAAACCAGCCGCGGAGGCGCAACUGGCGGUAGACCCUUUUUCGCAGAACCCUCAGUCGCUUCCUAUGCUUUGGGACGAAACGAACAUCGGCGAGCCAUCGACAAAUGCACCAUCUAAGAGAAGCUCUCCAGACCAGGCGGCACUACCACAUGCAGGGAUUCGAGACUUAGAUAGCGAUCGAGGCCUGUCAAGCGAUAGCGUCACCGAUUUAAACACCUCGAACAAUUGUUCUGAUCUCUCCGACUUCGACUUUGCUACAUUCGCAGCCACACUGUCCACCGACCAGGCCAUGAUACAAGCCCUAGGUGAAGUGGCCGAGAAUCACGACGUCGAUCUCAUGUGCUCAGAUAUGCCCCCCACGCCUUCUAGCGACAGCGUGGCUAGCAUGUUAGACCCAUAUACACAAUCACUGCACGACAGGUUCUUCAACGUCUUCCACCCAAGUCUUCCUAUAGUUGAUCGAGCCCGUUUUGAGAGAGAAAUAGCCCAAGUACCACCGUCGAUUGAGGUACAGGCCCUGUCGUACGCUAUAAUGACGCUAGGCGCCUCCUCAUCGCUAGAAACGCACGGACAAGCAGAGAGAACGUAUCAGGAAGCGCGAAGCCUACUUGAUAUUUGCGAGAGGCAAGAGAGCGGCGAAUCCCUUACCAGCAUUAACACCCUGCAGGCCUGCACCCUUUUGACCCUCUACGAGCUAAAGCGACCAAAUCUGGCCCGCGCUUGGAUGACCCUCGGACGCGCCAUUGGCCUAAGCAAAAUCAUGAGCCUAGAGCACCCAGAGGGUCCAUCAAAACAGACCACGGACUGGAAUUUGCCAACCCAGUUUCGUCCUCCGGCCUCCAACUCGAGGGAGGCCGAAGAAAGGCGACGGACAUUCUGGAUACUUUAUAUAAUUGACGGCUUCUCUAGCCUUCGCGUUAAUGCAAGCCCAGCCUUUGACAAGCAGGCAAGUCAAGCUCUGUCACUCGCUUAUAGCGGGCUGUCGCAGAUGAUGCUAACUCGGAGUGUCCAGGUCCUGUUGCCCUUGCCUAGUCCCAGCGAUCACGCAAACUCGAAUGUGGCUCCCAUGCCGACGCUACAGCAAGUGUUUAAUAGCGAAGUCUCUCCAGACACGCCAAUAUCGCCCUUUGUUGGUAACGCUAUCAUGAUAUUUCUGUACAGGCAGUAUCUCGACCAUACACGACCGAGUCUGCAGGACCAAACAUAUGCGUUCUGGGAGGCUCACUACCGAAUCGACAAGGCCAUCAAAUAUUGCCGCACGAGCCUGCUCGCCCGCCACCUGGGCGGCGAUAGCUCCCUGGAGCCUCUAUCGCUGGUGUUUCGUAUGAACAUGGACGCUGUUGAAAUGUGCCUGCACAAAACGGCUCUACAGAAGGGUCGAGAUGACGAAUUGCCGGCCGCCUUGAUGGCAGACUCGACAUCAAAGUGUAUGGCGGCUGCACAGGAUGUUGCUGAUGCAUUGCUAGUUACUCGGCAGCUUUGGGGACAGAGGCUUGACGCCUUUCGACAGCUAGAUCAGUUUAUCGUCUGGCCAAUCACCACAGCCAUCCAGAACUGCCUUGAUCGGAUGAAGCAGGGCGAGCGAGAGGCGCAUGCCGGCUACUACGCUCGGGUACUGCGCGUUUUAAUAAGUGCCGUUAGCGACCUUUUGCAACCUGGGACUAUCUCCACCGCCCUCUUGGAAGAGGCCAGGAAAGCCGGCGUAAACGGUGGCUAG
This is a messenger RNA of Penicillium robsamsonii, 2019 nucleotides long. RefSeq lists its product as uncharacterized. The transcript is spliced from 5 exons. The record is from RefSeq and is a predicted model, not a curated record. Gene Ontology annotation, molecular function: DNA binding; zinc ion binding; DNA-binding transcription factor activity, RNA polymerase II-specific. NCBI's taxonomy places the organism in Eukaryota, Fungi, Ascomycota, Eurotiomycetes, Eurotiales, Aspergillaceae. Gene Ontology annotation, cellular component: nucleus. Gene Ontology annotation, biological process: regulation of DNA-templated transcription; DNA-templated transcription. The coding region runs from base 1 to 2019 and encodes 672 amino acids.